This is a messenger RNA of Lepus europaeus (European hare), 1627 nucleotides long. It is a transcript of the gene TMX2, whose product is annotated as thioredoxin related transmembrane protein 2. Gene Ontology annotation, cellular component: membrane-bounded organelle. Gene Ontology annotation, molecular function: disulfide oxidoreductase activity. The transcript has 8 exons. The coding region runs from base 49 to 933 and encodes 294 amino acids. Gene Ontology annotation, biological process: brain development. The record is from RefSeq and is a predicted model, not a curated record. NCBI's taxonomy places the organism in Eukaryota, Metazoa, Chordata, Mammalia, Lagomorpha, Leporidae.
CAGAUUUACGGACGCCGGUGAGCGGCGGGCGCCGCAGGACCUGGAAACAUGGCGGUCUUAGCGCCUUUGAUUGCUCUGGUGUAUUCGGUGCCGCGACUUUCACGAUGGCUGGCCAGGCCUUACUACCUGCUGUCUGCCCUGCUCUCUGCUGCCUUCCUGCUCGUGAGGAAAUUGCCACCGCUCUGCCAUGGACUCCCCACCCAACGCGAAGACGGCAACCCGUGUGACUUUGACUGGAGAGAAGUGGAGAUAUUGAUGUUUCUCAGUGCUAUUGUGAUGAUGAAGAACCGCAGAUCCAUCACCGUGGAGCAACACAUAGGCAACAUCUUCAUGUUUAGUAAAGUGGCCAAUGCAAUUCUUUUCUUCCGCCUGGAUAUUCGCAUGGGACUUCUAUAUAUCACACUCUGCAUAGUGUUCCUGAUGACCUGCAAACCCCCCCUGUAUAUGGGCCCCGAGUACAUCAAGUACUUCAAUGAUAAAACCAUUGAUGAGGAACUGGAGAGGGACAAGAGGGUCACUUGGAUUGUGGAGUUCUUUGCCAAUUGGUCUAAUGACUGCCAAUCAUUUGCUCCCAUCUACGCUGACCUCUCCCUCAAGUACAACUGUGCAGGGCUAAAUUUUGGGAAGGUGGAUGUUGGACGCUACACUGAUGUUAGCACACGGUACAAAGUGAGCACAUCACCCCUCACCAAGCAACUCCCUACCCUGAUCCUUUUCCAAGGUGGGAAGGAGGUAAUGCGGAGGCCACAGAUUGACAAGAAAGGACGAGCCGUCUCUUGGACCUUCUCUGAGGAGAAUGUGAUCCGUGAAUUCAACUUGAACGAAUUAUUCCAGCGGGCCAAGAAGCUUUCAAAGGCUGGGGACAGUAUCCCUGAGGAGCCACCUGUGGCCCCAACUCCUGCCACAGAUGGGGAAAGCAAGAAGGACAAAUAGGAUCCUGGCCUUGUCAUUGCACUGCUUCCUUACCUGUCAAUUACAAGCACCUCUUGAGGCUCAGCUCCUUCUCUAUCCAUAAGCCUUGGCUGAGGCUUCGACCCUGUAUUUAAGUUUUCCUUGUCUGGGUGGGGCCGGGUGCUGCUUCUGAUUUUAAAGAGGCAUGGAGGGAAUUGACAGGCACUCUGCAGGAAAACUUGCUCUUUGGCUGGUUAUGGCACUGGAGGAAGGGGGAGAUCUCAUGCAGUGGGGGAGGAAUUAUUUCCCUCCCAGCUUGGGUCAGUGAGUUACCUGCUGUCGACCCCUUGGACGUCACCACCGCCCUGUGGUUUCAUUAUUCUAACUGGACCUGCAUAACCUAACCUAGAUGAAACUUUAACAUUAGAUGCCAUGUUGUAGGGUGUUAAUUUACCCUCGGGGACACUUGGCUUCCUCUGGUCCUGGCUUGGCCUAUGGCAUUCAUAAAAAGUAUAAGCCUAAUUUUGACACAGGUCCCAGGGAGAAACCUUUAACCACAAGAGUUCUCAUCAUUGGAAACAGCAUUGAACAGUCCCCUUGUUUUGUGGGGAUUGAGGAGAAGGGGAAUAGAAGCUUGAGACGUUCCUUUGUGUAGUGGGACCUGGAGGACAAAGCCCCUCCUCCCCUGUACGCACACCCUGUUGAUGGUUUUCCAUAAUAAAGAGACUGGAAUUUC